Triticum dicoccoides is the source of this 1679-nucleotide messenger RNA. RefSeq names its product zinc finger protein WIP2-like. Gene Ontology annotation, cellular component: nucleus. Gene Ontology annotation, biological process: anatomical structure development; regulation of gene expression. The record is from RefSeq and is a predicted model, not a curated record. Bases 58 to 1284 code for a protein of 408 amino acids. The transcript is spliced from 2 exons. Lineage: Eukaryota; Viridiplantae; Streptophyta; Magnoliopsida; Poales; Poaceae. Gene Ontology annotation, molecular function: DNA-binding transcription factor activity.
AGCUAGAAGUAGAAGCGCAAGCUACCCAGAGCUCGCGCGGUCGCCUAGCAGCCAGCCAUGGAGAACCCGUACACGACCUUCCUCAAGAACUACCAUCAGCGCCGCUACUACUUCUCACCCACGCUCGUGCCGGCGCCGGUGGCGUCCACGACGGCGCCUCCUCCGCUCUCCGCCUACUCCUCCAGCCCCUUCUUCUCCCCGCCGCCUCCUCCUGCCCCGCCGCCGUCGCCCCCGCUCCGGGAAGCCCUGCCCCUCCUCUCUCUCGCCCCCGCCUCCCGCAGGUCGCGUGAGCGGCGGUUCGGCCCCGGCAAAGACGACUCCGACGACGGCGACGAGGAGGAUGGGGAGGAGGGGAAACAAGCGCCGGGCUCAGCCGCGAGCAGUAGCCUGCACCACAAUCAGAAGCUCGCGGGACGGCAGCUAUUCGCGGACCUGAACUCCAAGGCGACCGACGACCCGAUGGACUCGGAGGCGGGCGGCGCGGCAGGGGACGUGACGGUGGCGCUGCAUAUAGGCCUGCCGAGCGCUGGCACCGCCGCCGACCUUAUCUCCGGGAUCUCAGCCGCAGAUAGGGCGGCGAGGGAUGAGGAGGAGGAAGAGGACGACCGCGUUAGCAGGGAGCUGAGCGGCGGUGGCGCUGAGGGGGACGGGGAUGAAGACGGCGAGAACGAGGCGGCCGUGGCACCGGUGCUAGGGUUCUCUUCGACGCCGAUCGGGCGGCUGAACAAGGGGCAGUACUGGAUCCCGACGCCGACGCAGAUCCUCAUCGGUCCGACGCAGUUCUCCUGCCCCGUCUGCUUCAAGACCUUCAAUCGAUACAACAACAUGCAGAUGCACAUGUGGGGGCACGGGUCGCAGUACCGGAAGGGCCCGGAGUCGCUGCGCGGCAUCCAGCCGACGGCGAUGCUGCGGCUGCCGUGCUACUGCUGCGCGCCGGGGUGCCGGAACAACGUCGACCACCCGCGCGCGAAGCCGCUCAAGGACUUCCGCACCCUGCAGACGCACUACAAGCGCAAGCACGGCCUCAAGCCCUUCCUCUGCCGCCGCUGCGGCAAGGCCUUCGCCGUCAAGGGCGACUGGCGCACCCACGAGAAGAACUGCGGCAAGCUCUGGUACUGCCUCUGCGGCUCCGAGUUCAAGCACAAGCGCUCCCUCAAGGACCACGCCAGAGCCUUCGGCCAGGGCCACGGCGCCCUCGGCGGCGCCGGACUCGACGACGACGACGACUGUGCCAUCUCCGACGUCGAGCACGACGGUGCCGCCGCCGCCGCCAGGUCGCUCUGAGCCUCUGAGUCACUCACCGAUCAGUCUGGCCGUGGUUAUGUGCCGCCGUGCCGGCCCAGAUGCUCACAAGGUGCUAGCUGUGUGCACAUAUGAACUGCGCAGUGUAUACAAGUCCGAAGACUAUCGGCGGUGUAUACUAAGAAGACUAUGCCCGUAAGGGUUCGAUUUUUCUGGUUUUUUCAGAAUUUUUUUUAGCCCUGCCAAUUGAGCGACACGUAUGCACGGUGGCUUUCGUGAAGUGGUUGAUCUCUUCUCUUUUGGACUGUAUCUAUUUCUUUUAGAGGUGCAUGGGCUUAUCUUGUCUCAUGUGAAAAGAUGGUUUGAUUGCAUGGGCUGAUUUUGUCUCAUGUGAAAAGGAAAUAUUAGCUGCAUGGCCUGUUGUAUGGGCUGGUAUA